UGGGCUUGAACUGGCCUUAUCCAAGCCCAUGAACAUAUCUAGUGUGUGAGUACGAAGACAUGAAAAUUGCAAUGAGGAAAAUUAAACAAAGGAGAGCACUAAAACGAUGCCGUUGGGAAAAUUGCAUCACAGCCUACUUUGGCGGUGUAGAAGCGGGUGUGUAGUGUAACGGCUACCAUUUUAAAUACAACCGAAUUUUGAAUCGUUUCAAAAAAUCUCUUCAAAGAGUCGUUAAUAAAACUGAAAAAAAUCCAUUCAUCUCCCUCUUUAAAAAUCCCGGAUUUCCAGUUUUCUUAAUCUUUCUCCUCUCUUUUCUUCAAAAUCUCUAGUUCCCCAAACCCUAACAUAUUAUCAGAAAAAAGAAUAAACAGAGGGCACCUAGUUUUUUCGAGGGAUUGGUGUAUUUGCAAAAUUCUUGCAAAGAUGAAUGAUCUUAUGACCAAAUCAUUCUUAAGUUAUGUAGACCUCAAGAAACAAGCCCAAAUGGAUCUUCAAACCGAAUCGGAUUUAGAAUCGGGGCACCAUAACCCUACUUCAGAUGACCCAAAUCUGUCUCAGUUCUUUCAAGAAGUUGAUGCAAUCAACGCAGAAAUGGAAGAGAUCACUAGUCUCUUGUCUGAUCUUCAAGCACUUGAUCAAGAAACCAAGUCUACUCACAGUAACAAAGUUCUUCGCGGGUUAAGAGAUCGAAUAGAAUCUAAUAUAACAGCAGUUUUAAGGAAAGCCAAGAUUGUUAAAGCAAGACUCGAAUCGAUGGAUCGAUCCAAUCAAUCGAAUCGGAAAAUAUCAUAUUUGUAUCGACAAGGAAGUCCUAUCGACAGGACAAGAAUAACUCUCAGUAAUGGCUUGAGGGUUAAGUUCAGGGAAAUAAUGAAUGAAUUUCAGGUUUUAAGAGACAAGAUUUUAUCUGAUUACAGAAAUGAUCUCAAGAGAAGGUAUUUUACUGCAACCGGAGAAGAUCCGAGCGAAGAAAUGAUCGAUAAAAUCGUUUCGGGGAGUGUCGAAAUUCGAGUGUUUGAAGGGAAAUUAGAAGGGAAGGAGAGGCAUGAGGCUGUGAUGGAUAUUCGGAGAAGUUUGACAAAGCUGCAAAAUGUGUUUCUUGAUAUGGGGGUAUUGGUGGAAACACAAGGGGAGAAGUUGAAUGAGAUCGAAGAAAAUGUGGGGUAUGCUGGUAAUUUUAUCAGUGGAGGAACUGAUAGUCUUUACUAUGCUAAGCAAAUGAAGAAUAAGAAUAAGGUUUUGGUUUUCUGGGUUUGGUAUGUCCUUUUGGUUAUACUUUUGGUUUGCAUUGUUGGGUUGUUGGCUUCUUGAAUUUCAUUAUUUUCUUAGUCUGCAAUGUAAAUUCAUUCUUGUUUCUGCUUUUAGGAUUCUGAAAUGAAUUUUUAUUUUUAUCA
This is a messenger RNA of Mercurialis annua (annual mercury), 1394 nucleotides long. Its product is annotated as syntaxin-112. The coding region runs from base 424 to 1311 and encodes 295 amino acids. Gene Ontology annotation, biological process: intracellular protein transport; exocytosis; vesicle fusion. NCBI's taxonomy places the organism in Eukaryota, Viridiplantae, Streptophyta, Magnoliopsida, Malpighiales, Euphorbiaceae. The record is from RefSeq and is a predicted model, not a curated record. Gene Ontology annotation, cellular component: endomembrane system; plasma membrane; SNARE complex. The transcript has 2 exons. Gene Ontology annotation, molecular function: SNARE binding; SNAP receptor activity.